AUCGAUUGGUUUAUCUUAUUGUUUGAGAUGAGAUUAGGAGGUUUGGUGGUGUUUUCUUUCACCAGCAGAGGGCCACAGUGAGACAGGUGAGUGAUACAUAAAGAAAAAUCUGUCUUUUAUAAAACCAAACUGAUUUGAAUUCCUCUCACAAGUUUCCUUCCGGGUGCUUCUCCAGAUCCACAACCUUUAAAUAUUCCAGGUCUGAAUGCUGCUGCUGCUUUCCUGGAGGAUUUAGGUUUUUGUUUUUCUGUCUGUCUCUCCAUAUCUGGUUUAGGUUAGGAUCUCACAGGCAGCUCUGAUUGGUUUAAAGUUUGGACUGAAGGGUUUGUUUUUCACCACACCCUGUAAUAAAUCUUAUUCCACGCAUUUCUCUGCGGAUCAGCCCCGGGCGCACUAACGGGACACAGCAGGAUUACUUUUUUAAUUUCUUCAAAUUUGUAACAGAUUCGGAUCUUAAAAUACUUUUUUAUUUAAAUCCCAUUUGGAAAAAUAUCACAUUUCAUUGUAAGUGAGGACCGCAGAGAGCUCUUGGAGAACUACAACCUGAGGAUACAAACACAUCUGGAGAAACACAUAUUAGUUUUUCAGCCUCUGGAACCAUAAAACAAGACUUUUUAAUUUAACACAACUGCAGAGAGAGAAAGAAAAUAUAUUUAAACACUAAUCUGUUUCUAAAAUUCUCGCAUUGUUUAAGAAAGUGUGAUUCUUUUUGUCGGAGCGGAGCGCGUAAAUACGCACGGCGGCGGCUCCAUGGCGCACAUGUGCAGGCAGAUCACCGGCAGCGCGGCGAGCUGUGCGGGCUGGGUCGGCAUCAUCGUGGCCACGGCCACCAACGACUGGGUUCGGACCUGCGACUACACGGUGGCCACCUGCGUCCGGAUGGACGAGCUGGGCUCCCGGGGACUGUGGGCAGAGUGCGUCAUCUCCCCGGCGCUUUAUCACUGCGUGGCCCUGAACCAGAUCCUCAGCCUGCCCGCCUACGUGCAGACCUCUCGUGCCCUGAUGAUCUCCGCGUGCCUGAUGGGCCUCCCUGCCAUGCUGCUCGUGCUCAUGUCGAUGCCCUGCGUCAGGCUGCAGAACGACACCUCCGCCAUCAAGCUGCGCCGCGCCCGCGUGGGAGGCGUCCUCUUCAUCCUCAUCGCCGUGUGUGGCAUCAUAUCGACUGUCUGGUUCCCCAUCGGCGCUCACCAAGAGGAGCGUCUGAUGUCGUUUGGCUUCUCCCUGUACGCCGGCUGGGUUGGCUCCGCUCUCUGUCUCCUGGGUGGCUCCGUGAUCUUGUGUUGCCACGGCACCGACCCGUGGCCCCCGAGCAGAGAGAACAGCUUCUACUACUCCAGACAGGGGGGCACGGCCAUGUCGCUGGACCCCCCCGCCAACCACGCCAAGAGUGCACGGGUGUGAAAGAUGUGGUUCUCAGACUGUAGAUCAAUCUGUAAUCACAGUCUGUGUGUUUCUUUUGUUUUUACAUUCAGCUGAGACAAGUUUGAGAAUGAUUUCUAAUGUGUGAACAUGAAGAUGUUUAUAGAAAUAAUCUGAUUGGUUGGUCAGAUAAAAUCAACGUGCUGCAUUACAAAAUCAUGACUCAGAUUUAAAGUUAGUUUAGUUAAAAACACUAAAUUCUUUUUCAACCUGGACUUCACAUGUUUUUGUUUCUAAGGGACUAAUGGAGACAACCAUAUUUGAAACUGGUCCAGUAUUGAAUGUAUGUCCAAUAAAAGUGUGUGACUUUGCUUUCAAAUUAACAUUAAUGCUAAGAGGGUUACCAAAGCUUGGUUAAUCCAGCAACAACUGUAGAACCUGUAGUUUUUAAAUAUGUGUUUUUUUAUAUUCUGUUUACCCUCUUUAUACCUUUCUGUCUUUACCUUUUUAUUUUUAUAAAUUCACUUCCAGGGACGGGUGUUGCAAAUCAGCAGCCGCUGUGAACACUAUGAUACUUACUAUACUUACUUAUGAUACGUCUGAUAGCUGUUUUCAGUCUGUCUGUGUGUACUGUAUCUGUCCCAGUCAAACAAACAAAGUCACACAAACUAACCAAGCGGGGCAGUUGUAGACCGGCAACUUCUGUGUUCUGGGAGGUCAAAUUACUGUUUUUUCCAAUGGAGUCUGGUGGCUUUGAGUGGAGCGAUGUAACAGCUGUUUCUUGGUUAAAACAAAAAGGAUCUCACUCUUUCACAAAAAGGUCUAUCUCUUAUUGGAUCAGUUUAAAAAAAUAGUCACACAAAGACAUUGGGUCCAGGUUGAAAAAUACUGAAGGUUUCCUUUAAAUAACAUACUAACAGCAUUUUGCAGUCAUGAUAAACUAAAAGGUGUAACUAUGUUCUUAAAUGUGCUUUUUAGGUGUGAACUAGCUCGACAGCACUAGUUAUUAAUGUAACCACUUACACUUCUUUGCUUUACAUGGCUUGAAAAUAGUAAACUGUUGCUUUCCUUUAUUAAUGAGCUCCUGUCAUUUUUGACUUUAAUGUUCACACUUUAAACAGCAUUAAAACAUUUCCACAAUAUGACCUUUUUGUUAACAAAGACAGAGAUAACCUGCUGUCAUCUAACCCCACACAAAUAGGUUGUUUUAUGUACCAAUAACUAUCACUUUUUGCAAUUUUAGACUUCAUAUUCACAGUAUAAUCAAUAUCUAUCAACUGUGUAACUGUAUUGUAAGAUUUCUGGCUGG
Messenger RNA from Morone saxatilis (striped sea-bass), 2668 nucleotides. RefSeq names its product claudin 11b (gene cldn11b). Gene Ontology annotation, cellular component: plasma membrane; bicellular tight junction. The coding region runs from base 751 to 1401 and encodes 216 amino acids. Gene Ontology annotation, molecular function: structural molecule activity. Gene Ontology annotation, biological process: bicellular tight junction assembly; cell adhesion. NCBI's taxonomy places the organism in Eukaryota, Metazoa, Chordata, Actinopteri, Moronidae. The record is from RefSeq and is a predicted model, not a curated record. The transcript is spliced from 3 exons.